Pararge aegeria (speckled wood butterfly) is the source of this 2292-nucleotide messenger RNA. RefSeq lists its product as uncharacterized. The transcript is spliced from 17 exons. Gene Ontology annotation, molecular function: cysteine-type endopeptidase activity. Gene Ontology annotation, cellular component: lysosome. Lineage: Eukaryota; Metazoa; Arthropoda; Insecta; Lepidoptera; Nymphalidae. The record is from RefSeq and is a predicted model, not a curated record. The coding region runs from base 1 to 2292 and encodes 763 amino acids.
AUGUCGGCGACACGGCGCGCCUGCGCGCGCGCUCUGUUCGGCUGCGUUGUCGCUUUCAUUGGGUCGACCUCGUGUGCGGCCGUCGGCAGCGAUGUGAUGGCGGAAGUUGCAGCGCCGUCAGCUCUACAAACGUUCCUGAAGCUCAUCUCUGGCUACGACGCCGACGACGCCGAUUAUGCCUGGCCGCAACGCCUGCGCACUGGUCGCAGGGAGCCCUACCGCGUGGCGAGUCUACCGCUUCUACUGCUGCCGGUGGCGCUGCAGGAUUCGCGGGAGUUCGAUCAGUAUGAAGUAGGAGCCAAUAGAAGACGACUGGCCGCAGAGUACGAUGCCGACGAGGACAGUGGGCGCGCGGAGCGGGCGCCGCGCCGCCCCGCGCGCCCUGCGCCGCCUGGCGACGACGACGACCGCGCGGCCCCCCUCGCCGCGACUUUCCCUCCCGCCGAGUCAUCGCAGCGGCUCGUGGAACAGUUCCGUGCGCAAGUGCCGAGCGACCCGUCGCAGCCGCCCAUCCUGCAGUCUGCGUUCGACGCCAGCGAGCGCCUGCUGCUUGUGGACGACGGCGAAGACGGUGACAACGGCGACGAGCGCGACGACAGUGGCGAUGGCGACGCCGGCAAUGAGGUGCGGGAGCCGACGCGACGCGCGCGCGCGCUUGUGCCGGGUGCGCGCGGCAAUCCGCUGUCGCCGGGCGCACGCGGCAGUCCGCCGCCGCCGCGCUUCGAGAGGCCGCUAAAGCUGCGCGCACUGCUGACGGUGCCGCGCGCCGACUACUCAGAGACCUACACCGUGUGGUGGAAUCCGGAAAACGGAGAUUCCCGUAUCCAUUUCCAGGACGGCUCGGCGGGCGCGUUCCGCAAACUUCUGCCCAACGGGCUAGUGCAGAGGGUAGAGAUGCACGUGGACCGCUCGGGCGCGGGCGCGGUGCGGCGCUGCGGCGUCAGCACGGUGGCCGAGCCCGCGGCGCGCGCGCACCCCGCGCUGCCGGACCUGCAGCUGUUCGCGUUCGCGGGCUACGACGAGCUGGGCGCCGAGCGCUGGCAGCACCGCGCGGCGGCGGGCGGCGCGCGCGGCGAGGCGCUGUCGGCGCUGCACGAGCUGCUGGUGCGGCGCGAGGCCGACGACUCCGUGCGGCCGCUGCGGUACCGCGUGGCAGUCAACAGCUCGGUGCUGGGCGCCGACUGCGACGGCUACCAGCACUUGUACUUGGACGCGCGCCAUCACAACCGAGGACCGGAAUUUUUUGAAGCCGACCUAGCCGAGCUGUGCGACGAGGUGCGGCCGCUCGGCGCGUCGGAGCCGGCUCUGCAGCCCCUGCGGGAGUUCACGCGGCCGCACGACGCGCAGCACGACGCGGCGCGACUGCAGCGGUUCAAACAGCAGCACGGGCGGCAGUACGCGGACGACGCGGAGGAGGCCGUCCGCCAGAACCUGCUGAGGCAGAGCGCGCGCUUCGUGGCGGCCGGCAACCGCGCCGGCGCCUCGUUCCGGCUCGGCCUCAACCUGCUGGCCGACCGCCUGCACGCCGAGGCGCGCGGCCUGCGCGGCGUGGCGCGCGACGGCGAGCGGCGCCGCGCCGAGCGCUUCCCGCACGCGCGCCGCGCGCUGCCCGCGCUGCAGCGCCGCCUGCCCGCGCGCUUCGACUGGCGCGCGCGCGGCGGCGUGUCGCCCGUGCGCUUCCAGGGCGCGACGUGCGCUUCGUGCUGGGCCUUCGCGGCGGCGGGCGCGGUGGAGGGCGCGCUGUUCCGGCGCAGCGGCCGCCUCACGCCGCUCUCCGAGCAGCAGCUGGUGGACUGCGCGCACGAGUUCGGCGCGCGCGGCUGCGGCGGCACGUGGCCGAGCCGCGCCUACGACUACGUGCAGGAGCGCGGCCUGGCGGCGCUGGACGACUACGCGCCCUACGAGGGGGAGGUGCAGGCGUGCCGCGCCGCGCCGGCCGCCGCGCGCAUCAGCGGCCACGUCAACGUCACCAAGCACAGCGUGCCGGCGCUGCAGGUCGCCAUCCAGCAGCACGGGCCGGCCGUCGUGAUCGUGGACUCCAGUCCGAAGAGCUUCACUCUGUACAAGGCCGGGGUGCUCUAUGACGAACGCUGUUCUAAGAAGAGUGCAAAGCACGCCGUCCUCGCUGUGGGAUGGGGCCAAGAGAAGGGCGAGCCGCACUUCAUCCUCAAGAACUCGUGGUCGGACGCGUGGGGCGAGCGCGGCUACGUGCGCGUGCAGGCGCGCGCCAACACGUGCGGCGUGCUCACGCACCCGUCUUACCCGCGCCUAGAAGACGACGACGUGCUGUAG